Molecule: messenger RNA, 546 nt
Organism: Lolium rigidum
Lineage: Eukaryota; Viridiplantae; Streptophyta; Magnoliopsida; Poales; Poaceae
Product: pyrophosphate--fructose 6-phosphate 1-phosphotransferase subunit alpha-like
Exons: 3
Coding region: 118-546 (142 amino acids)
Biological process (GO): glycolytic process; photosynthesis; response to glucose
Cellular component (GO): cytosol
Molecular function (GO): 6-phosphofructokinase activity; diphosphate-fructose-6-phosphate 1-phosphotransferase activity
Source: RefSeq, a predicted model, not a curated record
AGAACCCCGUCCCCGUACCGAGAGAUCCCAGACAGAGGAAAACACAACCCCCCGCGCCGUGCCCGCCGGCGACGCCACAUUGCGAGGAGAGAAGCCUGAUCGAUCGCUCGAGGCGAGAUGGGCAGCGUCGCCAUGGAUUCCGACUACGGCGCGGCGCGCGAGCUGUCGAGCCUCCAGAAACAGCGCGCGCUCUACCGCCCCGUGCUCCCGCCCUGCCUCCAGGGCACCACGGUGAAGGUGGAGUACGGCGGCGCGGCCAUCGCCGCGGACAGCGGGGACUCGCAUGUCAUCAGCCAUGCGUUCCCACACACGUACGGCCAGCCGCUGGCGCAUUUCCUACCCAAGACGGCCAAUGUCCCGGACGCUGCCGUCGUAACAGAGCACCCUGUCGUCAGGGUUGGUGUCGUCUUCAGUGGUAGGCAAUCCCCAGGUGGGCACAAUGUUAUAUGGGGACUACAUGAUGCUAUAAAUGCUCACAACCCAAACAGCAAACUUAUCGGUUUUCUUGGUGAGUGGAUGUUGGUUUAUUCAGAAUGGUCCAAUUAA